GGGGUGAAAGAAGUGCGCACGUGACCGAUACUCCUUGGGCGCCGCAUGGCCGAGGCGGGAGAAGAAGGAACGUGUUGGCAUCAUGGGGCGGCUGAGCAAAACUAAGAAUCAGAAGAAAGAGCGUGCAGUUGCGCAGCAACGAUCUGAGGAGGAGUAUGGCUCUGUGCCUCACUCCUUUGUCUUUCACCGGGGUCAUGUUGGCAAAAACCUGCAGCAGCUCAUCCUGGAUGUACGGCGUGUGAUGGAGCCCUACACAGCCACUAAUCUCAAGGUGCGAAAAAAGAACACGUUGAAAGAUUUUGUGACAGUGGCUGGACCAUUGGGUGUGACUCACUUCUUGGUGUUCUCAAAAACUCCUACCACUAUCAACCUUAAACUUUUUCGUCUUCCUGGUGGACCAUCCCUGACCUUCAGAGUUAUGCAGUAUUCACUCAUCAAGGAUGUUGUGUCAUCCCUGAAGCGGCACCGGAUGCAUGAGCAGCAGUUCACCCACCACCCGCUCCUGAUACUCAACAACUUUGGCCUUCAAGGCAUGCACAUCAAGGUCAUGGCUACCAUGUUCCAGAACAUGUUUCCUUCUAUCAAUGUCCAUAGGGUUAAUCUGAAUGCCAUCAAGCGCUGUGUACUGAUCAGCUUUGACCCAGAUACCCAGACCCUUGAAUUUCGUCACUACAGUUUGAAAGUGGUGCCUGUAGGGAUGAGCAAAGGGUUGAAGAAGUUCCUGCAGGAGAAGUUUCCCAACAUGAGCCGCCUCCAGGACAUCAGUGAGCUGCUGGUCAAAGAUGUUGCCCUCUCUGAGAGUGAAGCUGAGCAGGACGGCAGUCACAACAUUACAGAGCUGCCCCAGGCUUACGCAGGCCGUGGGAACAUGAAGGCAGAGCAGAGUGCUGUACGCCUCACUGAGAUUGGCCCUCGAAUGAAGCUGCAGCUCAUCAAGGUGGAAGAAGGCUUAGGUCAAGGCAGUGUGUUAUAUCACAGCUUCAUUCACAAGACGGACAAAGAGAUCCAGGAGGCCCUAGCAAGGAAAGAAGAGAAGUUACUGCAGAAGGCAGAACGCCGCCGCAAGCAGGAGGCAGAUGUGGAGCGUAAGAAGGAGCAGAGGCAAGCUCACAGGAAGAAGAGCCUGGAAGGAAUAAAGAGAAAGAAGAAACAAUCUGAAGGAGGUGACAGUGAUGCAGAGGAUCCUGGGAUGCUGGAGGACCAGAACGCAGACGAGCCAUCAGAUGAUGACUCAGAAUAUUACCGACAGGAAGUGGGAGAAGAACCUGGUGAAGAUCUGUUUCCACAAAGCACCAAGCGGAAACGAGGCCUUGGCCAAUCCGUGAAGCCCAGAAAAAGAUGUAAAUACUCUCACUCUACAGUUGAUCAGAACCCAGAACCUGCAAGCAUAAGCUCAAAGGUGAAGCACAGGAAGAUUCCACGGCCCAGGCAGGGGUGGCAUCCGAGAGACUUUCCUGAUGGGAGAGAGCAACAGAAGGACACGAGGCAGCAAGGGAGAGCACAGAAUACCAAGCGGAAGCAAGCCAGAAGUCCUAGGCAGCACCGUGCUAAGCAACGGCAUGGCUCAAAGCUUCAGGGGCCCUGGAGGCAGGGCAAGUCCAAAAUGCAGAGGAAGCAAGCACCAAAAGGAAAAGGAACCUUAAGAAAGCAGAGACGUUCAGGGACAAAGAGACCAGCAUAGUUUUGUGGGACUGUGCUUCUCUUGGUGUUUGCUUGUGUAAUAUACUGCCUCUCCAAGCCGCUUGUGUGCGUCUCGUAUGUCUGGCUUGCAUCAUUGCUGUGAAAAGCAAAAUUAGUCUGAAUCUGUGUGGGAUGAGUUGUAGGCAGAUCCUGAUUAGGAAUGGCAGCUGACUGGGUUCAUAUAACAGUUACUGCUGAGGGAGAGAGACGUGGGACCGGAGAAAAAUAGAUCAUAGCUAGAAUAAGUGGUUUAUGCAGGUGUGAAUCCUUGAUGAAUGCUAUCUCCAUCUCUUUCCUUCUCCUACUCCCCAGUCCUCCAUUGCUAUUUCACUAACAUCAGUGAAGUCACAUUUGAAAAUCUUCAAGUGCUUCUUAGGAGAUGGGGAAAGUGUAGUGGAAGGUGGGCAUUUCAACUCUUGAGGGUGCUUUUGCAGCAAAGGUGCUGGUUUCCUUGCUUAUUCAGGGAGGGUGUAUGCGAUCUACACAGCAGGGCAAGAUUACAAGAGCAAGUCCCAAUUGUAGCCAGGCCAUUCAGUAUAUUCAGGAAAGUAGCUUACCAAGAAACACUCUAGGGCCUUAUUGCAGCAAUCACUGUGGUUGGGGAUUUCCAUGUGUGCUGCUGCAACAGCGUUUGUAGAUGAGAAGUUUGUGAAAGUAAUUCACAAGUCUGACCACUUAGAAAUGCGGAGAGGGGAAAAAAACCACUUGUGAGUUGUGAAGUCUGCCUAUACCUCCCAAAGCAGAACAGUGGGUGUUUGGGGAGUACUGUAGAUGCCAUUCCCAGUUGGCUACCCACUUGUGCUUUGAGCUGAGGAGUAUGACCCUUGCUAGCUGGAAUGCAGCCCUGCUUGUUUUCACAAAGGUGUUAAUUCUAUGCCUUGCACAUUUACUUGGAUGUUAACCUCACUGAGUUCAAUGGGACUUUCUCUCAAAAUCCAUACAUAUUAAAAUAUCUGGCCUUCACUCAGAAUGAAUGAAUCUUGAUUGUAGAGGGUUGGCUCUUUUAUUUUUUAACGAAUCUUUAGGAUGUGGUCAUGGGCACAGCCAACUUCUCUCUUCUCUGAUCAGAGUGGAAUCAGAUUCCUUUUGCUUCUUCCUUGUCCAGAUCAUAGUAUCCACAAUGGAAAGUGGGGAGGUGGAGGACUGUUUUUAUUAAAUAGGAAAAAGGGACCUGUUGGUAAGAGGGAGCUGAAGUCCAUCCCCCUCCUCCUCCUUUCUUACUAUGGUCUGUUGCCUGAAGCAUUUUGUCCCAGUCUGAUGCCACUGUUGGAAGAAAGCCAAGCAGAAAAAAAAUGCUUCAAGAAGUGCUGUGAGAUAAGGUGGGAUUAACUUCCUUCCCUCAACAUGCUUCACUUUCCAGUUUUUUCACAACCUACUUUACACAUGAAUGGGCAGAAUGCACGUGAAUAAAUAAAUGAGUGUGCCCUUGUCUCACACAUUCUGGCCCUCAGAGACUGCUGUUGAAUUAUUUAAACAGAUAUAUCAUCCAUAGUACACAGUACUCUCCCUGUGCUACCAAAUUUACAGCAAAUACAGCUGUAAAUAAUGGCUGGAUCCCUCCAACCCACUUUUUUAAGUAUUUCAUAGAGAAUCAUCUAUUAGCAAUCAGUAUUAAAUAAGACUGGAGUCCAGUAGCACCUUAAAGACCAACAAGAUUUCCAGCGCAUAAACUUUUCGAGAGUCAAGUUUCCUUUGAUAUUCAAAAGCUUAUUCCCUGAAAAUUCUGUUGGUCUUUAAGGUGCUACUGCUCUCCAUUCUUGCUCUUCUACUGUGGGCCAACACUUCUACCCACCUGAAAGUAUUAGAUACAGAACCUGUAUCUUUUUAACAACACCUAAUAAAGAACAAAGGUGAAAUAGAGCUGACCCAAGCAUCAGCACAGAGUGUCUUCCCAAUUUUGCAUUCUAUUAUAAAGGAAUAGAGUUUCCUUUUCUCUCAGUCUCAGAGCCACUGUGUUGUAGGGGGUAGGAUGGCAUGGUGGACCAGGAUCUGAGACAGACAGAUUUGGGUGGGCUGCCCAUCAUCAUUUACUUACUUGAUUUAUAAUCUGCUUUUCUCAAAUUUGAGGCAGAUUAUAUGGUGUAAAACAAUCAAAUAGCAUGAGAUAUCUAUUAACUUGCACAAAUCUGCUAACCUGUGUGCAACAAUGCAAUAGGACUAAGAUUCUAUGAUUACAAAAGUUAGAAAAAUGAAAAAAGCAUCAGAUUCCACAUACGGAAUAGUCUGCCCAAAGAGGUCAGAUCCCCCCUAAUAGAAUGGUUUGCCUGAAGAGGUCAUGGAAGCCUCCUGCUCUCCUGGCUGUCUGCAAAUUAUGCAAAACUGAAUUAUUCAAGAGGGCUUUCCCCCAUAGUAUACAGAACUGUGUUCAAAGAAUAUGGUUCAGAAAGAUGUAUUGGUAAAGGGAUAGGGACUGUAGACUAUACUACUGAGUACAGUCUAUUGCUUUAAAUAUGCACCUACUAGAUAGUUUCUGCAUUGUUUAAUAUGUCAUGGCCAUUUGCUUACGUUUUGUUUCAGCAUUGAUUUCAGCUCUGUACUGGAUUUCUGCUACUUUUCAUUUUUCUGCAGUCAUUUACCUAUUGCAUCUUUAUUGAAUGUCCCAGCUGUUGAUCACAUUGACUAAAACUGUGUAAUCCACCUUCAGUCUCAGAGAGAAAAGCAGACUAUAAAGUAAAUUAAAUUAAAAUAUCAAGCUAUGCAGAAAAUAAAAUGACAGUAGAACACAAUGUAGUAAGAGCACAAUAGUACAUAAAAUAGAUUGCUAAUACAUAAUAUAUAUAGGGGCAUACAGUCAGUCCUCUAUUACUUCAUUACCUUUAUUAAAAUCCCUUCCCAAACAACACUGAUUUACAUGGUUUGCGGAAUUACAGAAGUGAGGGAGUGUUUGUGGGGCCAGCUUGAGGGGCGAGGGUGAGGAGCAAGACAAAGACACAGAGACCACUACUGGAUUUUAAAAGACCACAACUUUAUUGAUUACAGCUUGAAGAAGUCUUGGUGCAGCAUGCAUCAUGGAUCUCUAGUAUUGGCUGACCCACCUGCCAGCCAAUGACCCCUCGCCCCCUAAGACUACCAGGGGAGGAGGGGCACCACAGGAUGAUAGCAAGUGGGAACUAUCUGAACGUGGAUCAGGUACCCAUACUUCCCUUGCCUUGGGUUGUAUCUCUGGGUACAGAUCCGGCCCAAGUCCCCUUGCUUACCCAGGGAAAAGCUUGUAAGCACCCAUGCACUGCCCUUUGACCCCUACUGAUUUGGUCCCCUUCUUGGGAGAGAUGCUGUUCUCAAACACUGCAGUAGUGGGAGAGAGGGCAGUGGCUACUGCCUGCCCCGGGAAUCUCCCAAAGAGAGAAUGAGUGCCCUGAAAAGCGAAGGCCCACCAAUGCUGGGACCAUGCCCCAAGCAUGUCUUCCCCCUUCUCACACCUGGGACAGCAAUUUGCUGGCUGCCAGGUCUGGAGCUGCUCUGAGCUCUGCCGUGAGCAAACACAGCCUGUCCCAUGGAGCUGCUGCUCUAGCCACUGCACUGCAGCUCCUGCUGCUGCUGCUCCUUCCACUGAACUGUUUGACAUACGUUUAAGAAUUUUUGUUGUUUCAAACUUCAGUAAUCCUAGUCCCAUUGCAUUGCUUAUUAGAUGUCUCAUCCUGUGCCUUCAGUUUCAUUGAGAAAGGCGGGCUGAAAAUAAAGUAGAUAAAUAAUAUGCAUAGGAACAGGCUGCGAGUAGAAUUGUUUUUCAAGUGAACAUGCAUAGGGUCAGACUACAGUGGCGUAAUUCUAGAGCUGCUCACAGGUGAGGGAUCCCUUCCCAGCACCUUUACAUCUUCAGUCCAAACACUAUCACCUCUCCCCUAUGAAUAUUGAUUCCUGCGGGUAGUAUACAUUAGCAAAACAAGUCUUGUGCUCAUUUACCUCUGGGACCUAGUCCCUUAUUAUUUGUCUCUUGUCCUGUCAAAAGCAAUUUCCUCAGCAAUAAGAAGUCUGCAGGACUGUUGUGGAAUGCCAUCUCUCCCCCCCCCCCUCUCUUUUUCUUUGCUGUGAGUCUACUACAACACAAUUUUCUCCCACUCCUUAGUUAGCUUUUCUUUCCCUUUCUCCCUCCCUGUUUUUCUCCAACAUGAUUUUACUUCCCACACUCUGCUGCAGGCUUUUUAAAAAUCAGCGCAAACUACUAAUUCUGCUAUAGUCACUUACAGAGAGAAUUCACACUUGGAAGAUUUAUGGCAGAACUCACCCCUUUUCCCUUGUACAAACAAUUUACACUUGAAAAAGUACUGCUUAUUGACAAUUUUUUUAUUGGGCACCACGUCCCUUUGCACCACUGUAGCUACAGGCCUGCCCUGGUGGGGUUUCCAUGGCAAGAGACUAACAGAGGUGGUUUGCCAUUGCCUGCCUCUGCAACCCUGGUCUUCGUUGGAGGUCUCUCAUCCAAUUACUGACCAAGGCCAACCCUGCUUAGCUUCUGAGAUCUGAUAAGAUAUGGCAUGCCUGGGUAUCCAGGUUAGGGUCCUCAGCUUUUAGGACAGACAUAAAACCAGCAGGACUAAAGCUCCCAGUGAAUAUUAACUGGGGGAUCCAAAAUUUUGUAUUGGUGGGCACUAUCUGAUCACAAAUAUAAACUUAAAUGUAGCAAGACACACAUUUUACUUUAAUUCUGUGCCCGCUGACUGAAGUAAAAGGCAAAGCAUCAAUGGAA
Eublepharis macularius is the source of this 6367-nucleotide messenger RNA. It is a transcript of the gene PPAN, whose product is annotated as peter pan homolog. Gene Ontology annotation, molecular function: rRNA binding. Gene Ontology annotation, biological process: ribosomal large subunit assembly; rRNA processing. The record is from RefSeq and is a predicted model, not a curated record. Gene Ontology annotation, cellular component: preribosome, large subunit precursor. The transcript is spliced from 12 exons. NCBI's taxonomy places the organism in Eukaryota, Metazoa, Chordata, Lepidosauria, Squamata, Eublepharidae. The coding region runs from base 83 to 1681 and encodes 532 amino acids.